Emiliania huxleyi CCMP1516 is the source of this 987-nucleotide messenger RNA. RefSeq lists its product as hypothetical. The coding region runs from base 1 to 987 and encodes 328 amino acids. NCBI's taxonomy places the organism in Eukaryota, Haptophyta, Isochrysidales, Noelaerhabdaceae. The transcript is spliced from 4 exons. Gene Ontology annotation, cellular component: SAM complex. The record is from RefSeq and is a predicted model, not a curated record.
AUGGCUGCCACGACGGCCCAAGUGCUGCCAGCGGGGCCAACGCUGCGGCUUUUGCAGUACUCGCCCGCGUGGGGCGCGCCUUCGGUCGAUCCGCGGUGCACAAAGGCGCAGGCCUACCUCCGCGUCUGCGGCCGCUCCUACGAGGUUGAGGACGCCUCGGCCGCCGCGCCGGGCUGGUCGCCGCUGCUGCUGCCGGUGCUGCGCGACGGCGCGCGCGCGGUGGAGCCGGACGGGCUGUACGCGCACCUGCGCGAGGGCGGGAUCGACGCCGACGCGAAGCUCUCCGCCGAGGAGCGCGCCGAGUCCGCCGCGUGGACGGCUCUCGUCGAGGAGCGGCUCGGGCUGGCGCUGCUGUACGCGUGCUGGGCCGAGGAGGACAACUACGCCGCGGUGCUCAAGCCCGCGUACGCGCAGAGGCUGCCCCUCCCACUCUGCCUCUACCUGCCGUGGACGAUGCGCCGGCGCGCCCUCUCGCAGCUGGCGAGGCGUGAGGGCGUGGCGUACCGGCUGGGCGGCGAGGCGCUCGAGGCGCUGAACACGCGCCUCACCGGCCGCGGCUCCUUCUUCGCCUCCGGCGCAUCGGCGGCUUUCUCGUACCUGACCGCCGUGCUGCGCUGCCCGCUGCCUCGCGACACCCUGCGUGCGCACCUCAAGUCGCUGCCUGCCCUCUGCAGCUACGUCGAGGCCUUCUCGACCACCUUCUUCGGCUCCUUUGAGCCCCUCCUCCCCUCGCCGGAGACAGACCCGCGGCUCAGGCCUCCGCCGCUGACCGGCCGCCCCACCGCCUUCCCGUAUGCUUUCGGGGCAGACGAGGGCGGCGGCGGCGAGGCGUCCGAGGCGGCGGCGGGCGGCGGCAAGAGCAGCCGCACGCCCAAGCAGCGCCGUUUCAAGGAGCGGUCUCGCAACGCCGUGCUCGGCGCGCUUGGCGGCGCACUGGUGGGCGGCGAGGAGGAGCUCGACGAGUACGCCGCCGACGAGCAGCAGUGA